Morus notabilis is the source of this 2284-nucleotide messenger RNA. RefSeq names its product U4/U6.U5 tri-snRNP-associated protein 2. Gene Ontology annotation, molecular function: zinc ion binding; cysteine-type deubiquitinase activity. Lineage: Eukaryota; Viridiplantae; Streptophyta; Magnoliopsida; Rosales; Moraceae. The transcript has 11 exons. The record is from RefSeq and is a predicted model, not a curated record. Gene Ontology annotation, biological process: spliceosomal complex assembly; protein deubiquitination; mRNA processing. The coding region runs from base 285 to 1979 and encodes 564 amino acids.
UUUCUUUUGGGAGAACUUCUCCCUCCGAAGUCCCCAAGCUCAACUCUCAACUUAAGCUUGUAAGCUCACCACCAGUCACCGCCUCUCCUACCACCAUUUACGACUCUCUCAGUUCUCCGAUUCAGACCCAACCUCUCUCUCGUCUAGACCCAGUCUCUCUCUCGUCCAGACCCAGCACCGCUUCCGUCGAGGACGCCGCCGCCGCCCUCCGAUCCACCACGCCGUUGCCGGACUUUCCUCUGCCGCCACCACCAGAUGGUGAAAGUUGAAGUUUUGUCAAGGACAUGACAUCCAAGAGAGAACGUGAGGAAGACACUGGUAAAGUUGGUCAGGAUGGAGACUUAAAUUCUGAGCGGAAACGACAGAAGAUGAUUUCCCCUCCACCUGCCUCUGAUAACUCCCUUCUUCCUGGUUUUAACUAUGGUGAUGAUGAUGAAGAGGACGAGAGUGAGAGGCAACUGCGUUCGGAUGGCCAUGGUGAUGGUAUGUUAAGGACUGGACAAAAUGGUGUUCAAAUAGAAGCCGAAGAGGAUGAGGACGAGGAUGAUUACCUGCGUGAUGAAGGAUUUUCCUUGGGAAAGCGAAGCCGUGAAAUUGAGAUUAGAAGGGAUUGUCCUUACUUAGAUACCGUUAAUCGCCAGGUUUUGGAUUUUGACUUUGAGAAGUUCUGCUCUGUUUCUCUAUCGAAUUUGAAUGUGUACGCGUGUUUGGUUUGUGGGAAGUAUUACCAAGGAAGGGGAAGGAAGUCUCAUGCAUAUACUCAUAGUCUUGAAGCUGGACAUCAUGUUUAUAUAAACCUCCGAACAGAGAAGGUUUAUUGCCUUCCUGAUGGAUACGAGAUUAGUGAUCCAUCAUUAGAUGAUAUUCGACAUGUUCUAAAUCCAAGGUUUACUGAAGAAGUUCAACUGCUCGACAAAAAUAAGCUGUGGUCCAGGACACUUGACGGCUCAGACUAUCUUCCCGGAAUGGUGGGGCUUAACAAUAUUAAGGAAACUGAUUUUGUGAAUGUCACUAUUCAAUCUCUGAUGAGAGUUACUCCCCUAAGAAACUUUUUCCUGAUUCCCAAGAAUUAUCAACACUGCAAAUCUCCACUUGUUCAUAGAUUCGGGGAGCUCACACGAAAAAUUUGGCAUGCACGCAACUUUAAAGGACAGGUGAGCCCACACGAGUUUCUGCAGGCUGUGAUGAAAGCCAGUAAAAAGCGUUUUAGAAUAGGAGCACAGUCUGAUCCAGUUGAAUUUAUGUCAUGGCUCCUUAAUACACUGCAUUCUGAUCUUAGGACUUCAAAGAAAAAUAGCAGCAUUAUUUAUGAGUGUUUUCAGGGAGAACUGGAGGUUGUGAAAGAAAUUCCUAACAAGACUAUUGCUGAAAAGAAGGAAAAUGGUGAUGACACAAAUGGUGCUUUAAAACCUACAGAUGGUGGUGCUGAGAACAAUGGCAUUAUUACAGAGUCUUCCAAUAUGCCAUUCUUAAUGCUGGGACUGGAUUUGCCACCACCUCCUCUUUUCCAAGAUGUUAUGGAGAAAAAUAUAAUACCACAGGUCCCUCUGUUUAACAUUCUGAAGAAAUUUGAUGGGGAGACUGUGACUGAAGUUGUCCGUCCUCAUAUAGCAAGGAUGAGAUAUCGGGUCACUCGAUUACCACAGUAUGUCAUUCUUCACAUGCGGCGGUUUACGAAAAACAACUUCUUUGUUGAGAAGAAUCCUACCUUAGUAAACUUUCCUGUUAAAAACCUUGAACUGAAGGACUACAUCCCCUUGCCAACGCCUAAAGUAAAUGAAAAACUACGCUCAAAGUAUGAUCUGAUCGCCAAUGUUGUUCAUGAUGGUAAACCUGGUGAGGGUUCCUACAGGGUAUUUGUGCAGAGAAAAUCGGAAGAAUUAUGGUACGAGAUGCAGGAUUUGCAUGUCUCAGAAACUCUUCCUCAAAUGGUUGCUCUCUCAGAGGCUUAUAUGCAGAUAUAUGAACAGCAGCAGUAACAUUAGAGAGUUUUUGAGUCUCAGUAUACUUUGUGACACCCCCAGUACUUACAUAAUUGCGAAGAGGAGAAAGUUAUAUAGAUGAAGAAAAUGUCGACCUCUUAAGGUAGCUUAUUCUUCUUUGUAUCACUGGCUUACAGCUCGGAGGUUCUGUGGAUAUUAAAAGGUUUUUUCGUUGAAAGGCAACAAAAUAUGUUGGCUUUGACCGGUAAGCCAUUGAUCUUUCUUUGCAACUUCAGCCAUUGUAAUCUUUGAAAGGAUUUUCUAAAUCGGCUAAUAUCAGAAUUAUUCGCUAUUUUUCACUU